GCGAGCGCGGCGCUCGGAAAGAUGGCGGCGGCGGCGGCGGGCGGCGCGGAGCCGAGCGGGGCCCGGGCGGGCGGGCAGCCUCCGCCGCGGCCGCAGCCGCCCCUGGCCGCCGGGCCGGCGCUGAUCGCGCACGGCGACGAGCUGGUGGCCGCCGUGUGGCCGUACCGGCGGUUGGCGCUGCCGCGGCGCCUGACGGUGCUGCCGUUCGCCGGGCUGCUGUACCCGGCCUGGCUGGGCGCCGCGGCCGCCGGCUGCUGGGGCUGGGCCGACGGCGGGGCGCAGGUGCCCGAGGCCGCGCUGCUGGCGCUCGCCGCCAUCGGCCUGGUGCACGCGCUCACCGUGCUCUCGGGGCACUGGUCCGUGCACGCGCACUGCGCGCUCACCUGCGCGCCGGAGUACGACCCCAGCAAGGCAACCUUCGUGAAGGUGGUGCCCACGCCCAACAACGGCUCCACCGAGCUGGUGGCCCUGCACCGAGAUGAGGGAGAGGAUGGCCAGGAGGUGCUCUCCUUCGAGUUCCAGAAGAUCAAGUACUCGUACGACGCCCUGGAGAAGAAGUGCUUCCUGCCCGCUGCCUUCCCCGUGGGGAACACCUUUUCUUUCUACCAGAGCAGCAGGGGCUUCCAGGAGGAGGCGGAGAUCAGAGCCGCUGAGAAGAAGUUUGGGAGCAACAAAGCAGAGAUGGUGGUGCCCGACUUCUCAGAGCUGUUCAAGGAGAGAGCCACCGCGCCCUUCUUCGUCUUCCAGGUGUUCUGUGUGGGGCUGUGGUGUCUGGAUGAGUACUGGUACUACAGCGUCUUCACGCUGUCCAUGCUGGUGGCCUUCGAGGCGUCGCUGGUGCAGCAGCAGAUGCGCAACAUGGCGGAGAUCCGCAAGAUGGGCAACAAGCCCCACAUGGUCCAGGUCUACCGCAGCCGCAAGUGGAGGCCCGUGGCCAGCGACGAGAUCGUCCCUGGGGACGUCGUCUCCAUCGGGCGCUCCCCACAGGAGAACCUGGUGCCCUGCGACGUGCUGCUGCUGCGCGGCCGCUGCAUCGUGGAUGAGGCCAUGCUGACCGGGGAGUCGGUGCCGCAGAUGAAGGAGCCCAUCGAGGACCUCAGCCCAGACCGAGUGCUAGACCUACAGGCGGACGCACGGCUCCACGUCGUGUUCGGGGGCACAAAGGUGGUGCAGCACAUCGCACCCCAGAAGGCCAGCUCGGGACUGAAGCCAGUGGACAAUGGCUGUGUCGCCUAUGUGUUGAGGACCGGCUUCAACACGUCCCAGGGCAAACUGCUACGCACCAUCCUGUUUGGGGUGAAGCGGGUGACAGCCAACAACCUGGAGACCUUCAUCUUCAUCCUCUUCCUGCUUGUGUUUGCCAUCGCAGCGGCCGCCUAUGUCUGGAUCGAGGGCACCAAGGACCCCAGCCGCAACCGCUACAAGCUGUUCCUGGAGUGCACGCUCAUCCUCACCUCCGUGGUGCCGCCGGAGCUACCCAUUGAGCUGUCGCUGGCCGUUAACACCUCGCUCAUUGCGCUGGCCAAGCUCUACAUGUACUGCACGGAGCCCUUCCGCAUCCCCUUCGCGGGCAAGGUGGAGGUGUGCUGCUUUGACAAGACGGGCACACUGACCAGUGACAGCCUGGUGGUCCGUGGUGUGGCAGGGCUGCGACAUGGGAAAGAAGUGACCCCCGUGUCCAGCCUCCCCGUGGAGACGCACCGGGCCUUGGCCUCCUGCCACUCGCUCAUGCAGCUGGACGACGGCACGCUGGUGGGGGACCCACUGGAGAAGGCCGUGCUCACAGCUGUGGACUGGACGCUGACCAAAGAUGAGAAAGUAUUCCCCCGAAGUAUAAAAACUCAGGGGCUGAGAAUUCACCAGCGCUUUCAUUUUGCCAGUGCCCUGAAGCGAAUGUCCGUGCUCGCCUCCUACGAGAAGCCGGGCCGCCCCGACCUCUGCUACAUUGCCGCCGUGAAGGGGGCCCCCGAAACCCUGCACGCCAUGUUUGCCCAGUGCCCGCCCGACUACCACCACAUCCACACGGAGAUCUCCCGGGAGGGCGCUCGCGUGCUGGCACUCGGCUACAAGGAGUUGGGCCACCUCAGCCACCAGCAGGCCCGGGAGCUGAAGCGUGAGGCCCUGGAAUGCAACCUCAAGUUCGUGGGCUUCAUCGUGGUGUCCUGUCCACUCAAAGCUGACUCCAAGGCUGUGAUCCGAGAGAUCCAGAACGCCUCCCACCGGGUGGUGAUGAUCACCGGUGACAACCCCCUGACCGCCUGCCACGUGGCCCGGGAGCUGCACUUCAUAGAGAAGACGCACACGCUGAUCCUGCAGCCCCCCGCCGACCCAGGGGCCCCCUGUGAGUGGCGCUCCAUCGACGGCUCCAUCCGCCUGCCCCUGACCCCCGGCUCCCCGCGGGCACUGGCCCAGGAACACGCGCUGUGCCUCACGGGCGACGGGCUGGCCCACCUGCAGGCCUUCGACCCCCAGCAGCUGCGCCUCCUUGUGCCCCACGUGCAGGUGUUCGCACGCGUGGCCCCCAAGCAGAAGGAGCUGGUCAUCACCAGCCUCAAGGAGCUGGGCUACGUGACCCUCAUGUGUGGGGACGGCACCAACGAUGUGGGAGCUCUGAAGCACGCCGACGUGGGCGUGGCGCUCCUGGCCAGCGCUCCCGAGCGCGUGCUAGAGCGGCGGCGGCGGCCAAGAGACGGCCUCACCCUGUCCGGCAGCGCAGGCCGGCCCGCACCCAGGGCGGGCAGACAGAAGUCAGGGCUCCCACCCCAUGAGGAAUCGCCGGCCUCCCAGCGGGACCGCCUGAGCCAAGUGCUCCGAGACUUGGAGGACGAGAGUACCCCCCUCGUGAAGCUGGGGGAUGCCAGCAUCGCCGCGCCCUUCACCUCCAAGCUGUCCUCCAUCCAGUGCAUUUGCCACGUCAUCAAGCAGGGCCGCUGCACGCUAGUGACCACGCUGCAGAUGUUCAAGAUCCUGGCGCUAAACGCGCUGAUCCUGGCUUACAGCCAGAGCGUGCUGUACUUGGAGGGCGUCAAAUUCAGCGACCUCCAGGCCACCCUGCAGGGGCUGCUGCUCGCCGGCUGUUUCCUCUUCAUCUCCCGCUCCAAGCCCCUCAAGACCCUCUCUCGAGAGCGGCCGCUGCCCAACAUCUUCAACCUGUACACGGUGCUGACGGUGGCGCUGCAGUUCUGCGUGCACUUCCUGAGCUUGGUCCACCUGUACCGCGAGGCCCAGGCCCGCAGCCCCGCGAAGCGGGAACAGUUUGUGGACCUCUACAAGGACUUCGAGCCCAGUCUGGUCAACAGCACUGUGUACAUCAUGGCUAUGGCCAUGCAGAUGGCCACCUUCGCCAUCAACUACAAGGGCCCGCCCUUCAUGGAGAGCCUGCUGGAGAACAGGCCCCUGGUGUGGAGCCUGGCCGUGUCCCUCCUGGCCAUCGUCGGGCUGCUGCUGGGCUCCUCACCUGACUUCAACAGCCAGUUUGGGCUGGUGGACAUCCCUGUGGAGUUCAAGCUGGUCAUCGCCCAGACUCUGGUCCUGGACUUCUGCCUGGCGCUGCUGGCCGACCGCGUCCUGCAGUUCUUCCUGGGUACCCCGAAGCUGAAAGUGCCUUCCUGAGUUGGCGGUGCUGGCGCUUGCCCCCACCCACCCUGUGGGGGCCACUGCCCGUGGGCCUGGCUGCCAGGACUGAGGGGCCCACGGCUGGGGCUGGGGCCUGGUGGGCAGAGCCUGUGGCUGAUAAAGAAGCGUUUCAAGGA
Erinaceus europaeus (western European hedgehog) is the source of this 3752-nucleotide messenger RNA. It is a transcript of the gene ATP13A1, whose product is annotated as ATPase 13A1. The record is from RefSeq and is a predicted model, not a curated record. The transcript is spliced from 26 exons. Bases 22 to 3612 code for a protein of 1196 amino acids. Gene Ontology annotation, cellular component: endoplasmic reticulum membrane. Gene Ontology annotation, biological process: intracellular calcium ion homeostasis; extraction of mislocalized protein from ER membrane. Lineage: Eukaryota; Metazoa; Chordata; Mammalia; Eulipotyphla; Erinaceidae. Gene Ontology annotation, molecular function: P-type ion transporter activity; ATP binding; membrane protein dislocase activity.